This is a messenger RNA of [Torrubiella] hemipterigena, 2407 nucleotides long. The record is from the annotation of a GenBank genome assembly. Lineage: Eukaryota; Fungi; Ascomycota; Sordariomycetes; Hypocreales; Clavicipitaceae.
GGAGCAUGUAAUCGAUGAUUUUAUUUUAUUGGCAUUUUUUAAGCAUCUAAUUUAUAAUACGUUGUGCUCAGUAUAUGCUCUAUUGAUAGUCUCGGGGAUUAAUACACAUAGCAACAGAACCCAAUUUGCUAGACAGUAUCCUGAGCACUCGCACAGUCCUCUGUGAACAAAAGAAAAUGAUAUAACUAUGGCGGUAUGUUCAUAAUUAUUUAUACUAUUCAAAAACACUUCGUAAAUCUGUUAAAAUCGCGGAAUAUAUCCCCAUCAACCGUGGAGCACCAACUCUAGGGUAGCAACAGCAUUCCCAUGUGCAACGGCACUCUCACGCCCGUGUGGACCCCUAGAAGAGCUGCCUCGGCACCCCACGACCGCAGCCGGGCCGACGCAAGACUCCGGCCGGUCUACGAUGCAUUAGAUUCUCUCGCCAUCCUCAACCUCUGCUAUCCCGCACCGGCUCUGCUUCACGCUUUAUAAUCUGCCAUCCGAAUCCAUAACCCGACCGUCUGAACCUUGUCAUCGCCGUAUUACUCCUUGAUAGUCACCAACCACCGCCACCAUGUCCGCCCCUCUCGCCGCCUACUCGUCCUACGAGUUCAUGCUCGUCACCUCCCCCGCGCCGUUUGUCGCACACCUCGAAAUCAACCGCCCCAAGAAGCUCAAUGCCUUUUCCCAGCAGGUGUGGCUCGAGUUUGGCCGCGUCUUCCAGCAGCUCAGCGAGGACAGCGAUGUCCGCGUCGUUAUCCUGAGCGGUGCCGGUGACCGUGCCUUCACUGCCGGUCUGGAUGUCCAGGCCGCCGCUACCGACUCGCCAUUCUCCGGCGAUAAGCAGGAAUUGGACCCUGCGCGCAAGGCCAAGCUGCUUAGACCGCACAUUGACGAAUUCCAAAGCUGCAUCUCGCAGAUGGAAAAGUGCGAGAAGCCCGUCAUUUGCGUCAUGCACGCCGUCUCCAUUGGCCUGGCCAUCGACAUCUCUUGCUGCGCUGAUAUUAGAAUCGCCGCCGCCAACACCCGCCUCGCGGUCAAGGAGGUGGACAUUGGUCUGGCUGCCGACAUUGGCACGCUUGCCCGCCUGCCCAAGAUUGUCGGCUCGACGUCAUGGGUCAAGGACGUCUGCCUGACUGCCCGCGACUUCUCGGCGCAGGAGGCCCUUGCUGUGGGCUUCGUCAGCCAGGUGCACGACACAAAGGCCACAGCUAUUGAGGCUGCCCAGAAGAUUGCUGUCUCGCUGGCCAGCAAGAGCCCCGUCGCCGUCCAGGGCACCAAGGAGCUGCUCAACUACGGCAGAGAGCACAGCACCGCCGACAGCCUGCGCUACACUGCCAUCUGGAACUCGGUGGCUCUGCAGGGCGAGGAUUUCCCCAAGGCCAUGAUGAGCGGACUGGCCAAGACGAAGCCUACCUUUUCCAAGCUGUAAAAAAAAUUGUCACGAUGUACAUGUAAAGCGAGUUCUUUAAAAAAUAGAUCUUUUCCCUGAUUAUAAAAACUUUUUCUUCAAUUCAUAAUUCGUAAGAGUCGUUGGUAUAUGUACAGGAUGGUUGUAGUUAUUUACUCGGAUCCAGAUUCGUCGACAGGUGGGAGGUUUUCCUUUAAUCGCUAGAACACGGCCAUUCGCGUUAGCAGGUGAGGGCGAGCUGAGAGAAGGGGCAGAAGCAACGUACGUCUUCGAGCUUUGACUUGAGAAGGGCGACCAUGUUCUCUUUAACCACGACGCGCUCCUCGUCAAGAUCCUCGAUGAUGAAGUCGUGGUUGUCGCUGUCAAUGUUCACGAUGAUGGACUUGAUGGAGGGAUCGCAUUCGAUCAAGACGCCUGCAGUGGCUGUUAUUAGCGGGCGUAUUGUAGCUCUCGAAGAGUUGGACAUACCUCGGAUGGCACGAGGCAUAGUGUACGGCGCGGGUCGAGGCAGCAAGCAGCAGCCUGUACAGAAUCUCGAUUCGUGAUGGGAUGGUGAUCGUGACAGGCGUGCGGUCGGAAAGCUUGGUAGUGGUGGGGCGGGUAACGUGUAGUGGUUGGUUGGUUGGUGGCAGAACUGCAGGAGUGGCUGUCAGCGCCUGGAGCUGGCUCGGCUUGCCUAGCGCUAGUGGUUACAGCGGGUGCAGGCGGUUGAUUGGCACACUUUGAAGGGCCUCCAGGAUUGUGACGGCACAAGGACGGGACCAAAGAUAAAACGGGUUUGGACAAAGGUUCAUGCCAUGACAAAUGCGCCAAGCGUGCAUAAUAGUUGCAGCUUUUGGGGAUAAGCCACUAUGGAAUCCUGUCGGCCAACAUCCGCAGCUGGCGAUAUGCUGUCAGUUGCGAAUGAAUUAUUGGCAGUAUGGCUAUUGUAUGGACCAUGCAUGGCAACUAUUGCAUCUACAGUAGGAUCGGCCAACGUGCUGCCAGUAUUGCUUUUUUCCCUCUGGGCUUUUU